UCACCAACCAUGCGCGGUCUCCCCACGACGUUCUUCGUCUACAUGGCGCUGUGCGCUGCUUCGGCCUGGUCCCUGGCGGCCAACCGGACGAAACCGACAGCCGGCAAGACCAGUAACAAACUGGACUGGGCGUACUGGUUCAACCUCCUGCACCCCGGGGCGGAUGUCCCUACCGCGCCGCCACCUGCUCCGGCGCCGGUGCUCAUGGAACCGGUGGUGGAGGAUGUGUCGUGGACCAUCUCCAAAAGCGAUAUUUCCAACGCCCGUUGUGGGGUGCCGCGGUUGGGCGGGGCGGAUCCCUUUGGUUUGGCGGUGGCUAAUCGGGCUUUGUGGUCGGGACAAGGCGGUACCCGGGAUCGGAACCCGAAUGGGACCGUGGAGGAUCGGAUUGUCGGGGGAAAGAAGAUUGAUGUUCGAUCGGUGUGCUGGCAGGCCAAGCUGCAGAAAGAUGGGUCUUUUAUCUGUGGCGGGUCUGUUAUUGGCAAGCGCACGAUUCUGACCGCUGAACACUGUGUUAGGAAUCCCCGCGGACGUUAUCCGAGUGAGCCCUACGACAACAACCGUUUCACCAUUGUUUUGGGUGCGGGACAAAGUGACACUUUGAUAUCAAGCGACGAUCCCAAUAACUGCGCUCAAAAGUACAAUGUGGUGCGCAUCAUCACGAAUUCCCGCUUCAGUUCGUCCACCAAUGAGAACGAUGUCUCAAUCUUAACGCUGGACCGGGACAUCGACUUCAGCAAACCGUGUGUAUGCCCGGUGUGCCUGCGCAAUCAAAAUCCAAAAGUCGGUGAAAUCUGCUCGGUCAGCGGGUACGGUCUUUUGCAAGAAGGCGGGUCAAGUGCCGGAGCACGUCCCUUGAAAUUUGUACAGUUGAAUGUUCUCCCGUCGGAUUUCAGUGCUAACUGUUACAUCGUGGGACAACCGACCGACCUGAACAAUUUACUGUGUGCGGGAGAUGUACUUGGCGAAGACACGUGUCAAGGCGACAGCGGAGGUCCGGUGGUCUGUCAGGAUCCGGCGUCCGGCAAACACUAUCAAGCGGGUAUCGUCUCCUAUGGAAACGGUUGCGCUCGAGGAAUCGGCGGCAUUUACACACGGGUGUCGCAGUAUCUCGAAUGGAUUAAGAUUAAUUCCGGUGGAGAUCUAUUGACCUUUCCAUCUUAGUGGUCGACCAUAAAAAUCAGUCAGAUUUGGAGCAUAACAAAUUUGUGUGCUGUAUAAAGGCUGAUUUUGCUUGUCUUCGCCGCUACGGUACCAGUUGUUAAAUGUAGAUUUUUUCCAUGUAUAAAGCAAUGUUAACUAGGUUUAUCGUGCAAUUGAUAUACAACUUCAAUCUCCGGAAUAUAAAAAUUCUGUAUAUAAACACGUGACCGAGUGUUGUUUUG
Paramacrobiotus metropolitanus is the source of this 1385-nucleotide messenger RNA. RefSeq names its product trypsin-like. The record is from RefSeq and is a predicted model, not a curated record. Gene Ontology annotation, molecular function: serine-type endopeptidase activity. Bases 10 to 1164 code for a protein of 384 amino acids. The transcript is spliced from 8 exons. Gene Ontology annotation, biological process: proteolysis. NCBI's taxonomy places the organism in Eukaryota, Metazoa, Tardigrada, Eutardigrada, Parachela, Macrobiotidae.